AAGCCACCGAUCCCGAUUGCGGCGUAAACGCGAUGGUCAAUUAUACCUUGGGCAGCGAUGGGCUGGAGAGCGAGCAGCUCUUGGUGCACAGCGAAACGGGCGAUAUUUGCGUCCGGUCACCCCUGGACAGGGAAACGGCGCCCUACCUUGAGCUACCCGUCAUCGCCACCGACAGAGGUGGACUGAGCACAAUAGCGAUCGUGCGCAUCCAGGUGACGGACGUGAACGACAACCGGCCGAUCUUCCAGCCUCGCAGGUACAACGUGACCAUGAGGAACGACAACUCGAUGCACGGGCCGGUCCUGAGGCUGGUAGCGACCGACCUCGACUCCGGUACCUUCGGCCAGGUCGCCUAUGACAUCAGCAGCGGCAACGACGCCGCGGUAUUUCGCAUCGAUCGCAACACCGGCGACCUGUACGUAGCGAGGCCGAGCCUGCUGUCUCUGUCGAUGAUGCAUCAGCUGAACGUCACGGCGACAGAUGCGGCCGGCCUGAAGAGCAUCGCCAACGCCGAGGUCAAGGUCACCGUUUCCACCGACUCGCAUAGGUUCGCCACCUGCGAGAACCCGCGCUAUAUCAUCACCGUUAAGGAGGAUACCUCGCAGAACACCGUCGUCGGCGGCGUCAAGAAUACCGCGACGACGUCAUCCUCCUCGACAGGCGUACGACUGAGCAGGUUUUAUCUGGUGAGAGAGGAAGCGGAUCUCUCGUUGGAUCCCACCACGGGGGUACUGAGGAUUCGACAGCCGCUCGAUCGGGAAUCACGUGACAAAUACGUUCUCAGCGUCGAGGCACGUAAUGGCGGCUUCGUCGGCUAUUGCCAGCUGGAGCUGAUCGUGGAAGAUGUAAAUGACAAUACACCGGUAUUCGGCACAAGCAACGUGCGCAUCUCGGUGCCGGAGUCGCAUUCUCUCCACGUGCCCUUGUACGUGGCGUACGCUACCGAUCCGGACAUCACGCCAUCGUCGCCGAUACGCUACAUCCUCGCGCAAAACAGUAACGAUCUCUUCGGGAUAGACGCGCAGUCCGGUGAGCUCUAUUUGGCGAGGCGAUUGGAUUACGAGACCCAGCAGAGGCACAGCCUCCUGAUAAGGGCUCUGGACGGCGAUGGGUACUCGGCGAACCUCAGCCUGAGCGUCGAGGUGCAGGACGUGAAUGACAACCCCCCAAGGUUCGAGAGGAACGAGUAUCAUGUGGAGGUUCCCGAAGGCGCCAGGCUCGAUUCCCAGAUUCUUCAGGUGACGGCGGUCGAUCUGGAUACGGGAAAUAACGCGAGGGUGAGCUACCGUCUUCAAGGCUCGCCCGCCUUUCGCAUCAACCCCAACACCGGCUGGAUCUACCUAGUACAGAACUUGGAUCGCGAAACAGUCGAUCGGAUCACUCUGACGGUGUUUGCGGCCGAUAACGGAUCACCCGCGGCGACCGCGAACGCCUCCGUGCUAGUGAAGGUUCUGGACGACAACGACAACGAUCCUCGUUUCGAGAAGGACUUUUACGGAUUCAAGCUUCUCGAGAAUCUUCCGUCGGGCACUCUGGUGGGCUCCGUGAACGCUACAGACCCCGAUCUCGACAAGAACUCGCUCCUCAGGUACUCGGUGGUUCAGUCCAACAGCAGCUUCGCCGUGGAUCCUGACACAGGCAAGAUCACCACGCGCGAGCCGCUCGAUCGCGAGACCAAGGAGGUGCACGAGCUGGUGCUGGAGGCGCGCGAUCAGGGAACACCGUCCAGGGCGACUAGAGUGCCUAUGAAGGUCACCGUGUUGGACGUCAACGACAACUCGCCCGAGAUCGUCGAUCCUCAGAGGGAUGUUGUCAGCGUCAGGGAGGAGCAACCGCCCGGCACGGAGGUCGCCAGGGUGCGGGCGCUGGACACGGAUUUCGGUGAAAACGCCUCGGUGACCUACAGCAUCCUGAAAGACCGAGACUCGGACGGCUACAAUGUCUUCACCAUCGACCCGAUCACCGGUAUGAUCAGGACCAAGGCCGUGCUCGACCACGAGGAACGCAACGUGUAUCGGGUGUCCGUAAAGGCGACCGACGCCGGACAUCCGCCGCGACACAGCGUUCGCGCGUUUCGGGUCGAAGUCUUGGCGCUCGCGGACAACCGGCCGACCUUCACCAGCAGCAGUCUUACCUUUAACGUACGCGAAGAUGCGAGUAUCGGGCACGCGGUGGGCUCAGUGUCGGGGGCGGGUCCCGCAGGUCGCGUGGCCUUCACCUUGGACUCGUUGACGCCGAUCAGCGAGUUUCCAGCUUUCGACGUCGACCGUAGCUCAGGUCAGCUGGUGGUCGCGCAUUCCCUCGACCGCGAGAACGUGAGCGAAUACCACCUGGAGAUCCGUGCGUUGGACACGACCUCGAUCGGGAAUCCUCAGAGCAUCGCCGUCUCCGUGAAAAUCAUAAUCGAGGACGCGAACGACAAUCCGCCGAGAUGGCCGCAGGAUCCGAUAACCGUUCGCGUGUCCGAAAGAGCGGCGAUUGGGUCGACCAUCUACAACCUUACGGCCAGCGACCUGGACAGCGGUUUGAAUGGCGAACUGCGAUACGGCCUCGUGGCUGAGUUCCCGUCGACGUGCAGCUUCGCCGUGGACUCCCUGACGGGCGCCUUGACAUUAGCCAAGUCACUCGACAGGGAGGAAAGAGCGGAGUACACCUUGAUCCUGAAGGCGUCGGAUCGGGCGCCACCGGGCGAGCAAUUGGCUUCCACGGUGACCGCGAGGAUCAUCGUGCUCGAUCAGAACGACAACGAUCCCGUCUUCGUUGCUCCAGAAUCCACCAAGAUAGCCGUCGCGUCGAACCUUCAACCUGGUGCCAGUCUGGUGAGAGUCGUCGCCGUGGACAAGGACUCGGGCGACAACGGUCAAGUGUCGUACGUGAUCAGCUCGGGCAACGAGGAAGGGCGAUUCUCCGUGGGCUACGAGUCGGGAAUCGUGAGCCUGGAGAAGCCCAUCGCGAGGCCCAUGGAUCUCGAGAUCACCGCCAGCGACCACGGAUCGCCACCUCGCAAGACCGUGUUGAAGCUAAGCCUGACCCCGUCGACGACGCGUGUAAGCGGGCCGCCCCGGCUGCUACUGCCCAACCCUGUCAUCAGGAUCUCGGAAAAUCUGAAGGUCGGAGCGGUGGUGCUGAACGUAGCGGGACCAGCGGUCGCCGAUCAAGGGAACGUCACCUUCACCAUACCAGCCGACAUAGCCUCGAACAAGUUCGCAAUAGCUCCUAGCGGUCUAGUCACUCUACGAGGCUCCCUGGAUCGUGAGAAAGUCGCGCGUUACUCCGUUUCGAUCUUAGCGAGGUCGAGCAAGCUGCUGGACAUCACCACCCUGGAAGUAAUCGUGAUAGAUGAGAACGACAACAGUCCGGAAUUCCGACCGAAUUCCUGCUACACUCUCGCUGUGCCGGAAAAUCAGGAGAUCUUCGGGAUUCACACCGUGGCCGCGAGCGAUCUUGACGAGGGCAACAACGGGGAGAUCUCUUACAGUAUCAUAGGUGGUAACAUCGGCUCCAAGUUCACGUUGGAGCCAUCGAGCGGCAUGUUGUCGAUGUUCAGUCUGGACCGCGAGACUAUAUCCAAGUACGUCCUGACAAUUUCCGCCAAGGACAAAGGAAGACCCAGUCUAGAAGCGCACUGCAAUCUCACCGUGAUCGUUUUGGACGUCAACGACAACGCGCCGACCUUCCUGCAGGAUCAAUACGCCGAGUCUCACUCGCGCGGCAACUCGCAGAGCUUGGAGUACGGUCUGUCGAACGGUGGUUUCCAAUCGUCCAACUAUCCAGCCAACUACCAUCUCGCCAAGUACGUGACAACCAUUUCGGAGGACGUUGCGCCGGACUCGAGCGUGAUGACCGUGAGGGCGACGGAUCCAGACCAAGGUGAAAACGGGAAGAUCACGUACGCCAUCGCCGAGGAGACGAGCUGGCUCUUCAGGGUCGAUAACCUGACCGGUGUCAUCACUACCGCCGGUUCACUGGACCGCGAACGGCAAAGCAGCUACACCUUCCUCGUGGUCGCCAUGGAUAGCGGCAAGUACGACGCGAAGAACACCUCGAUACCCGUUGAGAUUAACAUCAGCGACGUGAACGAUAACGCGCCAGUGUUCACGAAGUAUCCCUUUCGUAUGGACGUGUCCACCGCCACGCUGCCGGGCCAGAACAUCCUGCGGGUCUCGGCCCACGACGCCGACGAGGGUGCCAACGGGGAGGUCCUGUACUCGUUCUUGCACGAGGUGGAAAAACCGAAGUUUCGGAUCCACCCUACUACCGGCAUGAUAACGGCGACUCUGUCGUUAUCGCAGGACAACGGCAAGGUCUACCACCUGGAGGUGUUGGCCAGAGACAAAGGGAACCCGCCGCAGACUGCCAAAGGUCUGAUCGAGCUGCAUAUCGGCGACCGCUUGUCGGAUCUGGCACCGACCCUCAAGUUCCAGAACGACACGUACAACGUCAUCGUUCAGGAGAACGCAGCGGUUGGAACGGAGAUCGUCCAGAUCAUCGCGGUACGCACCGACGGUAGGAGGCAGCAAGUCUCAUACUCGAUCGCGUCGGGAAACAACUUCGGUACCUUCGCGAUCAACGAAGAUACCGGCCUGCUGCGCGUAAACGAACCCACUAGACUGGACGCGGAACUCUGGAACGAUUUAACGGUGAAUCCCUGCAACGAGCUGCCGGCCGACACGGGACGCACGAGUAACUCGUGGGGCAGAUCUUUGCAAGGCCAGCAGCCGAAGGAGGAGCCCAGGGAGAGCUCGAGGCACACUCUCAACGUGGUGGCUAGAACGGUGGGCCCGGAUGUCCUCGAGGCGUACGUCAAGGUGAUCGUCAGGGUGUCCGAUGUCAACGAUAACCCGCCGAUCUUCACGCAAACGCAAUACUCGGCCACUGUGCUCGAGGGAAAUGCCAAGGGAGACUUCGUUGUCAAGCUUUCAGCAAGUGACGCUGAUCAAGGGAUGAACAGCCGGAUCCUGUAUCAUAUAGUGGAUGGCAAUCCGGACAAUGCCUUUACUAUAAACCCGCCAUAUAGCGGAAUCGUACAGACUAAUAUAGUCCUCGAUCGUGAGAUUCGCGAAAAAUACAGGCUGACCAUCAUCGCGACUGAUCAAGGAAACCCUCAAUUAACCGGUACGACUGCAUUGAGCAUACGAGUGAUCGACAUCAACGACAAUCAGCCAACUUUCCCGGAACACAAUGCCAUCUCAGUCUCAGAGGGCGCCCCCAUGGGAAGCGUGCUGACCACCAUCACGGCGAACGACGUCGACAGCUCGCCGGUGCUGACGUACCGUUUCAGCAACCUGACGAGUCCGGGACCCUUCAGCAUCGACCGCUACGGCGGCAAGGUCGUGCUGCGGCAGCGUCUGGACGCCGAGACGCGCUCCGAGUACACCGUCCAGGUGAUCGCCAGCGACGGCAUCCACGAGACUAUGACCGACCUGACCGUACGUGUGACCGAUCUUAACGACAACACGCCGCGGUUCGAGCAGGCUGCCUACGUGGCUGUCCUUUCAGAAGGACCGGACAGCCUGCAGGAAAUUCUGACGGUGAACGCCACGGACGACGACCUUACGGAGGAGAACAGCCGGAUACGGUAUUAUCUGUUGCGACCCGUCAAGGGAUUUUCGGUACACCCUGUCACCGGAGUCCUGACGGUCAAUCGCACGGCGAUACCGAGGCCCUUGCCGAAGGAGUUGGAUCUGGUGAUCGUCGCGGAGGACUACGGCAUGCCGCCGGCGUCGUCGGUAUGCUCGGUGAUUGUGCGACUUAGCAGUUUGAAGAACGCCCUUCCUGGACGCGACCACAAGAUCACAGUGAAGGAGAGCUCGCCGAAGGGUACGACGUUGAUGAGGCUCUCCGACGUGGACUUGGCGGACGGGGCCAUCAUUGCGGGCGACGAUGGCGGAGUAUUCGAGAUAUCUAGGGACAGGCUGAUCCUCUCGAAGACACUUGAUCGCGAGACAACGGAUAUGUACACGUUGCGAUUGGGCAGCAAGGGCGGAAACAUGACGGCAGGCUCGCUGGUGGGAGACGAGCCGGUGAUGGUGACGAUCAUCGUGGAGGACGUGAACGACAACUACCCGCGCUUCCUGGAUGAGCUGUAUGAAGUAUCGAUCAAGGAGGACGCUCCGCACGGAAUGACCGUUGCCGUGUUGCGGGCCAAAGACGACGAUUUGGCUGGCAGCGCGGCGGCCACAUUGGUGUACGACAUCACCUCAGGGAACGACGGUGGCCGCUUCUGCGUCGAAAGGACGACCGGCGCUGUCUUGGUGAACUCCACGCUCGAUUGCGACAUUGAACCCGAGGUCUACAAUCUCGUGAUGAUGACAUGCGACAGCGACCCGGUGUCGCCUCGCUGUGCGUUGGCCAAGCUACGAGUUCACUUGGAGGACGUGAACGACAACUCGCCAAAGUUCCCCGUGUCCGAAUACCUCGAAUUCGUCGGCGAGAAUGAGCCGGUCGGUACUACCGUGUUCUCCGCGCGCGCCUCGGAUCUGGACCGAGGUAUCUUCGGGUCGUUGAACUACUCCAUCGUUUCCGCCGCUGCGACCGGCUUCUCCGACAUCGACGACAGCUGGAAGCUGUUCGCGGUCGACGAUAAGUCGGGUAUCGUCACCGCUCGCGCAGUAUUCGAUUACGAGCAACGGAAUCGGUACGCCUUCACGUUGCGCGCCACGGACAUGGGUGGUCGCACCGCUGCGGUACGUGUCAGGGUGGAGAUCGAGUCGAGGGACGAGUUCUAUCCGCAGUUCACCGAGAAGACGUACCGAUUCGUCAUACGCAACAUUGCCCAAGCGCUACCCGGCACGGUGAUCGGUCACGUGACGGCGACUGAUCGCGAUAAGGGGCCCGAUGGUCGGGUUGUGUACCAGUUGAUAUCUCAGCAUCCUUACAUCAAGCUGAAUCGCACUACUGGCGCAUUGAUCGUGAAGCAGAAACUGAUGCACGUCGACAUGAGCGCGGAGGAGUUGACGAAGUUGAUGGUAAGCGCGAGCUCAGGCAGGCAAGGCUCUUUGUCCAACAUCACGAUAGUGGAGAUCACCCUGAUGGAGGACGACGAGCCGAACGGAGCUCGAGGAGCUACUACUAUGGACAACGGCUUGAACAUGGCUAUGGCCACCGGCGGAGGCUUGGCCGACUGGGCUCUGGGCCUGCUGAUCGCCGUGCUUCUCCUCGUACUCGCGUUCGGCACCAUCUUCCUUUAUUUUCACAUUCGUAACCGCCGUCACAAGAAACCCGGCACGAAGCCAGGUCUGAGCGCGGAGAACAACGCUACCGCGUCCAACAGCUACGUGGAUCCGAGCGCGUUCGACACGAUUCCGAUCAGAAGCGUGGCUGGAGUCGGUGCGAGCGGAAACGGCAGCUCAGCCAGUGCCGGGGGAGCAGGUGGCGGCGCAUCCUGCCAGUUCGCUCCUCCCAAGUACGACGAGAUACCACCGUAUGGAACAUCCGGCCAAUCCGGCCAACAGCAGGCUACCUCCGAACUCUCCGGAAGCGAUCAGUCAGGCUCCUCCGGCAGGGGUUCCGCCGAAGAUGACGGAGAAGACGAGGAGAUCAGGAUGAUCAACGAGGGCCAGCAGACUGGCGAUUCCGCGAGCGACCUCUCUGUUCACAAUACUCAGGAAUAUUUAGCAAGAUUGGGCAUCGUGGACCCACCGGCCGGCACACCCAGGAGACCACCCGAAGCUCUACCCCUGGAUAGUCUGCAUCUGUUCGAGGACGAAGCUAGCACCGAGGCGGACAUCGCGACGCUCAUCUACGGGAAGAUCGGUGAAGCCGGGCGACCUACUUCCGGCUUGGAGGUGCCAGGUGGACCGUCGAUGAACGGCUCCUUGAGCUCCAUCGUGCAUAGCGAGGAGGAGCUCACCGGCUCGUACAAUUGGGACUAUCUGUUAGACUGGGGACCUCAGUACCAGCCGUUGGCUCACGUGUUCAGCGAGAUCGCCAGGCUGAAGGACGACGCCGCGAGCGUGCAGAGCGGAAACUCCGGCAGCAGCGGCAAGACCAAGUCUGUACAUAAAGCACCACCGCCGCCGUUGCUUACCUCCGUCGCGCCAAGGUCAUUGGCGGCGCCCGCACUGGCCAGAGGCAUUCUGCCGAGGUCGCCGAUCAGCCACGACGCCUCCACCUUCCCUUCCGCCGCGCUGAGUCCGAGUUUCUCACCGUCCCUGUCGCCCUUGGCCACGAGAAGUCCCAGCAUCAGCCCUCUCGUGCCGCCCGCCACGCAGAGGUCAAGUCAAAGUGCCAACCGAGGAAUUCCUGUUACCGACGCCGAGCUUAGGAUUUGAGGACCCUGUGUGAUCUCGCGUCCGGUCCGUGUGUGAUCGCGUGUACAAGUUUUAGUGUUAAAUCCAGUGAGAUGACUCGCCGGAGAAGUGACGCCGGUAAGUUGACGCGGUGCCUCGUGUGCGUGUAUUUCUGUUGAUACUUGUUGUUAGCCGCGAUUACGAGAUGCGAUGUGAAGCGGAAGACAAAGAAAUGUAGCUCUCUCUCUUCUGCGAUUUCUGCGCGAGCCACGUGACUCGCGGGUGACUCGCGGGUGUGUUAAUGAGUGAUUUUAUAAUUUAGGAGUUUCAAUUUGCGAGACUGACCGUCGAAAGGAGCGACGACCGGAUCAUUCCUUCGCGCAAACGCCACCUUCCCGCGAUUCAUCGUCACUGUGUAAUUAAUUAAUUAACGAAGCGUGAAGCGUUAGAUAGUCUCAAUUCACCGCGCUGCGAGUAAUGAAAUUAAUACAUCCCACUCUGCAGAUGGGCGAUGUAUGUACGACUGAUGAAUCGAUGUUCGAUUCUUUUUAUCACUUUUCCAUUCUCGUCUCUUUUGUAUUGUUAAAAAAUCAAUUGUUUUCAUUUUCUCUCAAUACUUCACCGAGUGUUUUUCAUUUAAAUUGCCCCUCGGACUCCGUCCCGCGUUCUCAUUCUUCGAUGAUUAACCUCACUUCUCGAUAGUUCACUACGCAACAGAUAUUUUUUUUAUGAGAAGGUGAAAAAUUAAUCGACUCUUUCCGACGUUUCGGACGUCGAUUCUAUCUCUCAAUAUCGCCCCGUCUCACUCACGAGCGGAGUGGUGUGCGGGAAAGCGGCGAUUGCAUCUCGACAUUGUCGUGUUUGGGGUACAAUACGGACGCGUCACUCUGGUUCCGAUUACGAUUGAUAACCGAGCCUCGAAGGGAGAUGCUUCCUGAACGGAAUGUGUUGUAAAUAUUCGCCGGGUGCGACGGCGUAUAGUCAUUAAGUAGCAUUGUAAAUAACAAUUCACGAGAAAUAGCGACGUUGUCAUAAUCAAAAGGAUAGACUGCCCUUAUGUAAACGGAAGCUCAAUGAUUGCGCCGUGUUCAUCGAGACGCGCGGAUACAUGUAUAUAUUACGGUAAUCUAAUUUUAUAAAGUCGAACCUCUAUCUCCCUCUCUCUCCCUCCCUCUCUCUCUCUCUCUCUCUCUCUCUCUCUCUCUCUUCUUCUUCUUCUACGUGGUUAAUGCUGCGCGACGAACACGGCGAUAUUAUUGGAGCGGAAGGAAAACCCACGCUACCACGAGCGAACUGAUCACACACCAGAUUUCGUGGCGGCGCGUCUCUAAAUAAAACCCUGUCUUCGUUUAUUAAUUGUUAUUUCGUCCUCAUCCCCCGAGCGCGAUCUCGAUGUAACGGGGGAUGGAAUCUCAGCCCCAGGCACAUAUACAUACGCACUGAAAACAAAAAGUAUAUAUAUAUAUAUAUAUAUAUAAAUAUAUGUCUGAUAUUUUGUAUAAAUCGCUCUCUGUACAAAGACUUCCGAGCUGAGGGCCUUCCGCGAUGUGGGCCUUAAAUAAAUGAAUUUUUUAGGAUAUUUUUAGUUUCUCUCUGAAUCAUAUCCUGACUCACCUCGCUCGGUCCUCAUCCGUGCGGCAGGUUUGUUUCGUCUUAUCUCGCGCGCUAAGGGGAAUC
Messenger RNA from Harpegnathos saltator (Jerdon's jumping ant), 9908 nucleotides. It is a transcript of the gene ds, whose product is annotated as dachsous cadherin-related 1. Gene Ontology annotation, molecular function: calcium ion binding. Gene Ontology annotation, biological process: homophilic cell-cell adhesion. The coding region runs from base 33 to 8273 and encodes 2746 amino acids. Lineage: Eukaryota; Metazoa; Arthropoda; Insecta; Hymenoptera; Formicidae. The record is from RefSeq and is a predicted model, not a curated record. Gene Ontology annotation, cellular component: plasma membrane. The transcript is spliced from 16 exons.